GUGAACAUUCACUCUUUUUACCUGCCUUCAGUGACCCAACAACAGAAAUCACAACAAGAACAAAGCUGAUAACAUGUCGUGGAAUGUGUUCCUGUUCUCGUUCAGCCUGUUUCUUGCAGCCACGAUGGUCCGCGGAUCCCCGGAUGAACCUGCAAGAAAGAGUUAUAUUGUGUACAUGGGAGAUGUGCCGGAAGCAAGUAUAAACGCAGCAGACGAACACCAGAGCCUCCUUGUCAAUGCCAUCGGGGACGCACACGUAGCAAGAAGCUCCAUAAUUCACAGCUACAGGAAGAGCUUCAACGGAUUCGCAGCGAGGCUCUUGCCCCAUGAAGUACACAGGCUGAUGGAGGAUGAGAGAGUCAUUUCAGUGUUUCCGAACAAGAGGCGGCAGCUUCACACCACGAAAUCAUGGGAUUUCCUAGGAAUGCCAUUGUCGUUGCAGAACAAGAACUUGAAGAUGCAGAACGAUAUAAUCAUUGGCAUUCUUGAUACAGGGAUCUAUGCCAGAGCUCCCAGUUUCAACGAUCAUGGCUAUGGACCUGCGCCGGCGAAAUGGAAAGGAACAUGUGCUAAGGGCUUUAACUUCUCUGGCUGCAACAACAAGGUCAUUGGAGCAAAGUACUUCAACCUGGAUGAUAUGGCUCAUGACAUGGAAUUGAGCCCUGCUGAUGAUGACGGCCAUGGAACCCACACAUCCUCAAUUGCUGCCGGUGUUCCUGUCCAUAACGCUAGUUUCUACGGCAUUGCCGAGGGGACAGCACGUGGUGGGGUCCCGUCUGCACGUAUCGCCAUGUACAAGGUGUGCUGGGGGGCUGGGUGCAAUGACAUAGACCUCCUGGCAGGAUUUGAUGAGGCCAUAGCUGAUGGGGUGGACUUGAUCUCGGUCUCAAUCGGUGGGCCCUCCAAGAACUAUUUUAAUGAUCCAAUCGCUAUUGGGUCAUUCCAUGCCAUGAGGGCCGGGAUUCUUACGACAUGCUCAGCAGGAAAUGGUGGUCCGGAUACAUUCACCGUGCAGAAUGUUGCACCCUGGGUCUUGACGGUUGGUGCUAGUAGCAUUGAUCGACAGUUCAAAGCAGCGGUUAGGUUGGGUAAUGGCGAUCGAUCUGUUGGGGUUGCCAUCAAUUCAUUCUCUUCAGGAAAGCGAAUGUUCCCUCUAACAAGCGGGAUACUCGCGGCCAAUUCGUCAAAUGCUCAGUAUGGAAACGCAAGUGCCUGUGACUAUGGGACUCUGAGUGCAGCCAAGGUGAAAGGGAAGGUCGUGUAUUGUCUCGACAAUGUGGGGCAAGAUCGCACGAUCAAGGAGUUAGGCGGGAUCGGGAUCAUUACCUCAAGUGACUUCACGACAGAUAUGGCUAUGACCACUGUUAUUCCGGGAACUACUGUCAGCUCAACGGACGGAAUGAAGAUAGACCAAUACAUUAGCUCAACAAAUGGACCUCAAGCGUCUAUAUCAAGGACAAGAAGUUUUAACGCAACUGCUCCCUCUGUUGCUUCAUUCUCGGCACGAGGACCCCAGUUGAUCAGUCGCAACAUCCUCAAGCCUGAUAUCUCGGCUCCUGGACUAGGCAUAUUAGCUGCAUACUCGAAGAUUCCAUCAGUGACUGGGGACCCAACUGAUCCUCGGCACUCCACAUUCAACAUACUAUCCGGAACAUCAAUGGCUUGCCCUCAUGCCGCAGCUGCUGCAGCCUAUGUUAAGAGCUUGCAUCCUGACUGGUCACCUGCGGCUAUCAGAUCUGCUCUCAUGACCACCGCCACUCCGAUGAAAAGCAGGGACAAGUUCGAGGAACUGAGCUCAGGAUCAGGCCAAAUAAAUCCCACCAAGGCAGCAGAUCCAGGUCUGGUUUAUGACAUCGGCAUGAAAAAUUAUAUCCGCCACCUGUGUACUGAGGGCUACAAUGACACCAUGAUCGGUCUGCUCAUGGGUGGCAAGACGAAAUUCAACUGCUCCACCCUGACGCCUGCCCACGGGGUAGACUGCAUCAACUACCCUUCGAUGCACAUGCAACUCAAGAACACAGACAAGGUCUAUGGUGUCUUCUUCCGAACCGUGACCAAUGUUGGGUCCAGUAAAUCUGUCUACGAGGCUACUGUGACACCCCCGGAAGGCAUCUCUGUCAAAGUAAUCCCCAGCACACUAACGUUUGAUCAGCCGCGUCAGAAACGAUCAUUCAAGGUUUUGGUGGAGGGCGUAAACAAACACAGCCGCACACAGAUACUGCCGGGAUCAAUAGUGUGGAGCGACUCCGUACACGUUGUCAGGAGUCCGAUGUUAAUUUACAUCGGCAGAUACUCACUUGGGCCGGGACUUUCUUAAUUCCAUUGUUUAUAGUGUAGGAAGCAGUGUCUUAACGUUGUAGUUUGGCUCAAAAGUUAUUUCGAGUCAACUGCAGUACUUGUUUCGUUUUAGCAUGCCUUGUGAGCAAGAAAUCUACAUCAACCAAUUUCCUACUCUGUGAAUUGGAAAAGAAGCAAAACUAGCAAUCUGAUCGGUCAGUGCGUCAGUCCCACCGUCAGCAAAACAGUUGCUCUGAACAGAUGAAUGCUCUUGGUUUGAUGGAUUAAGGUUCCGAAUAUUAUACCA
Messenger RNA from Punica granatum (pomegranate), 2584 nucleotides. The record is from RefSeq and is a predicted model, not a curated record. Lineage: Eukaryota; Viridiplantae; Streptophyta; Magnoliopsida; Myrtales; Lythraceae.